This is a messenger RNA of Chlamydomonas reinhardtii, 8373 nucleotides long. RefSeq lists its product as uncharacterized. Gene Ontology annotation, molecular function: endopeptidase inhibitor activity. The transcript has 41 exons. The coding region runs from base 434 to 7567 and encodes 2377 amino acids. Lineage: Eukaryota; Viridiplantae; Chlorophyta; Chlorophyceae; Chlamydomonadales; Chlamydomonadaceae. The record is from RefSeq and is a predicted model, not a curated record.
GUACGCACGCGGGCAUCGCGACCGACACGCCCGUUGGUUCCACACCCUAAUCCACUCAUUUCACUAAUGACAAUCAAACAUACGCAUGCAUAGUUUCAGCAGCUAGCUGCCUUAUUCCAAACGUUUUUGCCGCGCAUGCGGAAUGGACUCGUCCAAAGCAACAGUAGUGGGAAGCUGCCCGCGCAUGCAAUUAGUAUCCUUUUGACACUUUGUUUGAAUUGAUAAUUGAAGCUGUGAAACGGGUCACAUGAAGAUACACUGAUCAAAAAGACGCUGUUGGCCGGCAGAAAUGUCUCCCACUUUCGGCGUUGCGCUCACACUGGCAAUAACGCUCCUGUGUGGUCCCAUAGCAAAUGCCAAACCAAAGAGCGCCCGCGUAUUCCUAGCUAAGGAGCUGCCGCUGACCGUGGUGCUGACGACACCGUCUGAGGUAAUGGUCAACAGUUCUGAGCCCGUCCGCCUCUACAACCGACAAGCGAUACAGGUCGUGUUCUCCCGGCCAGUCAUCGCUCUGGGGUCCGACUUCGGAGACGGCGCAGCAGCCAAGCAGGUCCCCUUCCGGCUGAGCUGUGGCGUGCCGGGCUCGUUCCGCUGGGUGAGCACCACCGCGGGACGCUGGGACCCGGCGCUGGACUGGCCGCCCGACCUCAGCUGCAGCCUGAGGUGGAACACAAGCCUCAGGAGCUAUGACGGCGCCCGCCUGAUGCUGGACGGCACGCCGCCGCGCCGCGCUCUGGCCAGCAGCAGCCUGUACAUGUACGGCGGCGGCGCGACGUCGGAGGCGGCGGCGCGGCUGACGGGCGGCGCCUGGAGCAGCGACUCGGGCGUGGCGGGAGACAAGCUGCCCGAGGUGCCGCCCGAUGGCAAGCUGUUGCUGCAGUUCAGCUACCCGGUGAACCUGCUGAUGCUCAAGUCGGCGUUCGUGGUGCUCCAGGGCCGUGACGAGUCAGUGGAGGAGGGCGCACCCUCGCUGCCUUACAACCUGCAGCCCUGCUGGUCGCCCGCCCCCGCUGCCCCUCUCCCUGGAGGGGCCGCCGGGUCGGGCACACCCAGCAACACAGCGCUGGACGUCAACACCACGUGCGCCGCAGUGGAGGUGGGGGCUGCACUCCAGCCCGACACGUGGUACACACUGCGACUGCCGGCCGGCACCCGAUACGCCGCACUCGCCGGCCCCACCACCUACACCCAGCAGGUGGUGUUUGCGGGCCUGCGCCGCUUCCGCUUCCCGCUGGCCCAGGACGCCUGGAGGGCUAGCAGCCCUUCCAGCGGCAUCAGCUACCGCCGCCUGGACCUGUGGCUGCCGCACGGCCUGCAGCCCGGCACACCCCUCGAUGCGCUGGCACGUGUGCUGUCUGUGUGCGAGCUACAGCCCGCUGCCGCGGUCACAGGAGCACCGGCGGCUGUAGCAGGUGGCGAGCAGGCGUCGCCACCGCCGCCGGACGUGUGUGUGCCGGGCGCUGCGCCGCUGCCGUUCACGCUGUCGCUGCCGUCAUCGUCGCGGCUGCGCAUGACGGUGACUGACCUGGCACCGGGAAAGAAGUACCGCGUCACCGCCGGCGCUGACCCGACUGUGAUAGACGGCUUUGGCAUGAGCCUCGAGGCCUCCAACUCCACCGACUUCUACAUGACCCAGAUUGCCUACCGCUUUGAGGGCGCCGACACCACCGGCGGCGUCUACAGCUUUAGUAACGCACCUCUGGCGGUUCUGGAGCCGGAGCCGGCAGACAACCUAACGCAAUGGCCGUACAUCACCAUCGCGCCGCCGCCGCAGCCGGCCCUUGGCGUCGACGUGCCGCCGUACACUAGCCGUACGGUGCGGUCGUUCGUACUGGAUCCAGCAAACCGCAACCACGUGAUCAAGCUGCUGCAGGUUUUCCAGCGCAAUUUCCCCAACGCCUCCUCCAGCGGCGACCCAACCGCCCAUCUGGGUCUGGAGCCGGUCUCGGUGGUGCCUGUGCCUGAGCCCCUCACCACACCCGGCUCCGGCGCGGGCUGGACGCGGGUGUCGGCGCCGCUGCAGCCCGGAGCGGCGCUUCAGCUGCUGGAUGCCUGCUGCACGCCGCCCUCUUACGUCGGCGGGCCGCCCAGCCGCCGCACCCAAGUGCUGGUUCGCUCCGGCCUGUCUAUGUCCGUGCUGGCAAGCCGCAGCAACACAGUCUUCACGGCCUGGGUCACGGACGCCUCGGAGGGAAGCGGCGGCGGCGGCGUGGCGGGCGCGACCGUGUCGUUCUACGUGCUGCCGACUUCAGGAUACUAUAGGGAAGGCAGUGAGCUCCUUCCCUUCUUGGCGGCCAGCUGCGUCACAGACGCCGCGGGCACGUGCAGUGUGGACAUCCCGCCCAACGAGUCCGGGCAGUCACCGCAGAGUGGCGACCGGCUCUCCGUCAUGGCGCUGGCGCCUCCCUCUCCCACCCCCACCGCCUCCCUCACCUCCUCCACCCCCUCUGCCUCCACCGCCUCCCCCACCGCCUCCACCGCCUCACGUGUGGCGCUCGUCCUGGACGAGCUGUGGCUGGGGUCGCGGCCGCAGCCGCCCUCAGGCACCCUGGCCAGCCUGGUGGCAGAUCGGCGCCUGGUGCGGCCCGGCGAGAGCAUCAAAAUCACAGGCUUCAUCGCUCAGGCAUCCCUCGCCGGCAUGCAGCUGCCCCCCGCCACCUGGGGCAUACUGGAGGUGUCGUCAGGCUGGGACGUGUCCGCGUCGGGCAGCGUCACCGGCCGCCGCCGCCGUCGCGCCGCCGCCGCCGCCGCCGUCGCCACCAUUUCCUCCUCCGCCCGCUUCACGAAGCUGCCAGGCACAGCGGGCGACGCUGCUGCUGCUGGCACUACCGUGCAAAGCCGCCAGGAGUAUGAGCUCAGCAGCAGUGCGGUGGAAGCUGCUGACAGUAGCGGCGGUCGCGAUAUUGGCAGCAGCAGUAGCGGCCGGCGGCAGCGUGCGCUGCGUCAGGCGGCGCCGCCAGACGACGGCGUGGGGUCGCCGCCGGCUGAGGAGCCCUAUACGCCCCCGCCGCGGGUGCUUGUGGCGGUCAACGCCAGCAGCGGCAGCGUUCACGGCGAGAUCCAGGUUCCGGCGGGCGCCCGCCAGCAGCCGUACAAUGUAAUGCUGUACCUGCCGGCGGCGGUUGGGACGGUUGGGACGGCGCCGCUCGACGGCCCGCCGCCGGAUCUGAGCGCGCCGGAUCUGCUGUUCGGUUGGAAUUACGUCAGGAGUUUUGAGUUCACGGUUGCGGACCCGCGCCCGCCAACCGCCGAACUGCAGAUUGUCGCGCCACCGUGGGUUUCGCCAAUCGGCACCUUCACCGUUACCGCAACCGCCGUCAGUUACAUUGGCGCGGCUGUUGGCGGCGCGCCCAUGACGCUGACGUGGCGUCACGCCCGCGCCUCUGGCGUGCUACGAAUCACAACCGACGCCAACGGUGUUGCAACCGCCACCGUGGAUUUGGGGGCCCUGCCGGAAGCCAACCGUACGACAGUGUACGAUGCCAUUAGCGUCAGUGUGGAGUGGAUUGGGCCCACGCGCGAGCGGAUCGUGGAGUCGGCAUCCAUUGCGGCGGCGGACGCGGAGUACGCCCUCAGCUACAGCCUCUCCCUCACGCCCGACCUGCCCGGUGUGCCCUUCGGCGUCACGGCCAUCCUCACCUCCAACACCGACGGCUCUGACCUUUCCGGAAUCCCCGUCACAGCCACGCUCAGCCCCGCAACACCCGGCACCGCCGGCGGCGCCGCCUGUGACUCAGUCGCCACUUGCUCGACCAGCUCUGGGGCCGGAUUCGUGGGGCCCAGCGCCUGCCGCCUGGCCCUGCCCUGCCUCGGCCGCUUCAGCCUGCGCGUGUGCGCCGUCCUGCCACCGGCUGUAGCAGGUGCUACUGCGGUCGGCGGCGGCAGUAGCACGGAGGUGGUGACGGUGUGCGGCCGGUUCGAGAUGAUCCUAGGCCGCAACGCCAGCGAGUGGCAGCAGUACGCUUUCAAGCUACGUGGCAUGCCCAUGCCGGCCCUCUCCCUGGACAAGAACGUCUACUCAAUUGGCGAGACGCCGCGCCUUCGCUUUGAGAGCCCCUGGCCGCAUGCCCGACUGCUGCUGCUGUGGGGAAAUGAUUUUGCCACGCAAAGCAAGGCCAUUGAUACGCUGCCGGCCGGCGCCAUGGCUGACGUGGAGCUGGGCCCUCUGUCGUACGACACUUGUGCCGGCGGCUGCGCCGUAACCGCAGUACUGCACGUGCCGCGGCUCGGCCCGUCCGACAUGCCGCUACCCCCGCCCGAUGCCGUACCGGUUUCGGUUGUGUGCGACCCGCGUGCGCCGCUGACGUACAGUAGCAAGCUGCGCAUAGCGGUGGCUGAUGACAACGGGCUGGAGGUGGUUGUGGCGGUUGGCCCUGUGGCGGGCGAGGCGGCGGGCGGCGGGCGUGUCGUCGAUGCGGGCGGUGAAGAGCUGCUGGCAAUAGAGCCAGGGCAGAAGGCUGAGGUGUCUGUGAGGGUGUCGGGCGCAGGGCCGGGCGUGGAGGUGACGGUGUACGGCGUGGACCAGGCCGUACUGGAUCUCAUGCCGUACGACCUGCCGGCUCCGCAGCUGGAUCUCGUACUGCGGCUGGCGGCUGACGUACAGGUGUACGGCAUGGCGGCGUACCGCCUGGCGCCCGGGGCCGUGCGUGCCGUGUUUGACACGCUCGUGCGCAGGCUGUCCCAGCUGGACCCGUGGCUGCCGCCGGACACGGCCGUGCGCGCCGCGGCCGCCGCCUACUGGUCUGGUGGCGUGCAGGCGGCGGACAUGAGCGAUGAGGAGUACCUCGACCAGUUCACCACCGGAAUCACGCUGCUGGCGGGCGGCUACGUCGACAACAACCGCGCGCCGCUGACGCCCGCCUUCCGGCGGCCGCCGCCACAGCGCCGGGCUGAGCGCGCGCCGCCCGUCGGCGGUCCGUCAGACCCGGAAAGUGGCGCGGGUGGUGCCGAUGUCUCCGGCGAGCUCCGCAGCUCAGACGACUUCGUGACCACGCCGCUCUUCACCACCGUCCUCACCGGCCCCGACGGCGUGGCACGUGUCAACUUCACUGCGCCUGCCAAUCUGGGCACCUUUGUACUGCGAGCCUACGCCGCCGCUACGGGGGCGGCGGCGGCACGCAGGUACGGGUCCGGCGAGGGACGUCUGGUGGUCCGGCGGGCGCUGAGCCUGACGCCCUCGGCACCGCGGUUCGUGCGUGUGGGAGACGGCUUUGAGGCUGGCUGCGUGGUGACGGUGGGCUCGGCGCCCGCCCGCGUGUCCGUGACGCUGACGGUGGAGGGUGGUGCGAGCAGCCCGCUCCAACUGUCGGACGGCGGCGGAGUUGGAGGGGCGUCCACGAUGACCAAGGUGGUGACCUUCCAGGCCGGCGCCGACCUGCAGGAAGAGGUGCGCUUCCCGCUGAGCGGCCGCGGCAUUGGCACCGCCCGCCUCACCCUGCGGGCCGUGGACUUCCAGGACGGCGGCGGCAGCGACGGCCUCCAGGUCUCCAUGCCCGUGUACGGCCAGCAGGGCGACGUGUUGGUGGCCACGACCUUCUCCCUGACCGCCAACGGCACCACGGGCGGCGGCUGGGCUGAGGGCGUGGAGCUGCCCGCCGCAGUGCCCGGCAGCGGGGGCUUGACGCUGACUGCGGGUGUGGGCAACUUGCCAGCCAUCACCGCCAUGUACGCCAACCUGCUGCAGCAGGAGCGGAGCGUGGCGGAGGCAGGGGACAGGUACCCCUACGCCGAGCGCGCGCUCACGUGGGCGGUGCUGCCGCCGCUGCUCGCCGCCUACGGCCAGCCCAACACCAGCAGCGCGGCCCAAGACCAGCAAGUGACGCGGGGCUUUGCGGACCUGGGCGCGCUCACGGAGCCGGGGCUGGGGCUGGUGUGGAGCGACUUCAGGCGCUGGGACGGCUGGAGGCCGCUGAGGGCCGACACGCGACUGAACGCCUGGGCCCUCUUCCUCACCGGCCUGCACGGCCCCGCCCUCACGUCGCCCCCCCCACCGCUCCCAGCCUCCGGUCUUGGCCGGUACCUGGGCCCCUGGUCCGACCGCCUGGAGGCGCAGCUGCUGCCGGUCUGGCGGCGGGCGCUGGCGGGGCAGCUGGUGGCGGACGCGCAGGAGGCGCGGGCGAACAACGGAACCUACAGCGACUGGCACACGCUGGCGUGGACCAGGCUUGCGCUGGGUGCGGACUGGGACCCAGCCGACUCCAGCACCGGCGGCGGUGCCCGCGGGCGGGCGGCGGCAGACCUGUCGCUGGCAGCGUUGAUUGGCGCCAAUGGGAAGAACGCCAGCCGCCCCCGCCUGGAUCGAGAUACACGUGUGGUGCUGUCGCUCGUGCUCCUGAGCAUGGGUCAGUCAAACCCCGAGCCCCGCCUGGUCAACGCGACGCUCGUCGAGCUCAGCUCGGCCGUACGACUGCAGGGCCGUACCGCCUACAUCGCCGCGGGGCCGGGUAAUCCCGGCCCCGCUUCCCUGGAGGACCAGGCCCUGGCGCUGCUGCUGAUGGUGCGGGCGCGCUCCCUCAGCCCGCUACUGCCGCGGCUGGCAGCUUACGUGGCGGCGGGCGGCAGUAGCAGCAGCCCGGCGCUGAGCCGGCGGAGGGUGUAUUACCCAGAGAGCUGGUUUGUGCAGGCCCUGGCCGCCGCUGCGCUGAUGUCCUACGACGUCUCACGCAGCUCCGCCCAGCCCCAGCUGCAAUUGGAGGCGGACGUGAAUGGCCUGACCGUGCUCGAGGCUUCAUUCCGGCCAGGCCGCACGCAGCCAGUCACCACCACCACACCCUGGGAGUCUCUGCCGCCACCGCCAGCGGUCGGACAGCCGGGAGAGCUCAACUUCGAGGUCUCCGGUCGCGGCGAGGUGUCCGUGUCGGCAGCGCUUCAGUUCGUACCCGUGACCCUGCCCGCUUUCCCCACCUACCGCGGAUUAUACGUGGAGGCGGCAGUGCAGGUGGUCGACCCCGCCACGGGCCAGGGCGCUGGGCCCCGUGUGUCGGGUGUGCCGCUGGGCUCUGUAGUGGCGCUCACCAUCCAGGUCACCUCGCCCGACGAGCUGGGCGCGGUGACUCUGGCGGUCAUGAUGCCGGCCGGGCUAGAGCCGCUGGACCCACACGUGGUCACAGACCUCGGCAGCGGCUGCGACCUAGGCGACUGGAGCGGCGGCGGCUUUGGAUUUGGAUUUGGGGGCGGCGGCGGCAUGCGGUCGCGCUGGUGGUACUGGUGGCCGGUGUGCCCUGCGCAGGAGACCACGCCUGCGCUGGUCACCUUCUCCUACGCCUCACUCCGCUCCGGCACCUCGACCGUCACCAUUAAGGCGGUCGCGGCCAGUGCCGGCACCUUCGUGCUGCCGCCCAUCCGCGCCUGGGCCGACACCCAGCCCGAGCUUAUGGGCAUGACUGCAGGGUCCGCAUUCGCGGUGUGUGGAGACUGCAGCGAGGCAACGCCCGCGGCGCCGCCGGCUGCGCUGGUGCCGUGCCCCGCCCUGGACUGCUCGGGCAAUGGCGUGUGCAACCUGGCAAACGGGGCGUGCGAGUGCGACGAGGGCUGGGGCGGACGGGACUGCGGCAAGGCGCUGGCCUGAGGAUGCAGUGGAGAGAUAGAUGUUUUGUGAGCAGUGUGUGACAUGACAUGUAUGUGAAGUCUCUUGGGACUUUGACAGUUGUCCAGGGGUGGUGCAUGAGUACUGCUGUGCGAAGCCUUUUAUUUCUAGCAAGGAGUGGUUCUGAACCACUCAUGUUGGCUGCGUUCUCACCCGCAUAGCAAUCAAGGUAAGCAAUGUACGCAUACCAUUCUUGACACUGGCACGCUGAGGGAUUCGGUGCGACGUGCAUGCGUGUGUGAUGUGCGUGCCGGGCCGCGAACGCCCUCUUUCCUGAUGACCUCCCCGGACUUGUUUAUGAUUGCCCCGUAUCUCUAUUUACUAUAGUGAAGCGGACUGCUGCCAGUUUACUACGAUUCCCUUAAUCUGCAACGGCUGGCACAUAAUUGUGCGUGUGCCGCGUGCGUGCGCUGUGUGUGCGUGGGUGUGCGAACGCGUGCGUGUGCGCGUGCGUGCGCGUGCGCAAAUACGUCGGGAAGUUAAGAUGUACCCGUCCUGUCCGGGCAGGGGAAAUUUUAUUGAGUCUAUCCUAAAUAAAUAGGCGGCGGGGAAAAUUCGGGCGGAGCGAGAGGUGCCUUCGCACGUCCAUGGACAAUUGCCUUUCGCGAGGUUGCCCGAAAAGCAAGCCAUGUCGCUGGCUUAGCUGGACGGCUUAACGUCGCCGUGAGUCCGUGACGAAAGUUGGAGGCCAUCCAUCUAUCGGAGCAUCCUGUAGCAGGAAUGGGCGGCGUAUAAUCGUUGUUAGGGGCUUGCUGCUAACGGCCAACUGAAAGUUACACUCAUCCGCU